Tachysurus fulvidraco (yellow catfish) is the source of this 1496-nucleotide messenger RNA. RefSeq names its product nitrilase family, member 2 (gene nit2). Gene Ontology annotation, biological process: oxaloacetate metabolic process; L-glutamine metabolic process. Lineage: Eukaryota; Metazoa; Chordata; Actinopteri; Siluriformes; Bagridae. The transcript has 10 exons. Gene Ontology annotation, molecular function: omega-amidase activity. The record is from RefSeq and is a predicted model, not a curated record. Gene Ontology annotation, cellular component: mitochondrion. The coding region runs from base 85 to 975 and encodes 296 amino acids.
AGGUGUCUGUUGUGUACUGUAUAGUGCACGAGGACAGGGGGCGUGGCUUUAUUCCGGAUUGAACCGGACAGAUAGGGACUAUUUAUGAGGGUCAGCGGCGGCUUCAGCUGUAAACACUUCAUGUCUGCAGCUAUAAAGGCGAUGUCGAAGUUUCGCCUGGCAGUGGUGCAGCUGCACGUAACAAAGUUAAAGUCUGAAAACUUGUCUCGUGCUCAGAAGCUGGUGAAGGAGGCAGCAGGUCAGGGGGCGAAGCUCGUGGUCUUACCUGAGUGUUUUAACUCUCCGUACGGAACCGGAUACUUCACCAAGUAUGCCGAGAAAAUUCCAGGAGAAUCGACGCAGAUCCUGUCGAAGGUGGCUGAGGAGUGUGGGGUUUAUCUAGUGGGAGGUUCUAUUCCAGAGGAGGAUGAAGGGAAACUCUUUAACACAAGCCCAGUUUUUGGUCCUGAUGGGAAAUUACUGCUUAAACACAGGAAGAUCCAUCUGUUUGACAUUGACGUUCCUGGAAAAAUCCGUUUCCAGGAGUCUGAGACACUGAGUCCUGGGAGCAGUUUGUCUGUGUUUGAAACCCCAUACUGUAAAGUAGGAGUGGGGAUCUGUUAUGACAUUCGCUUUGCAGAGCUCGCACAGAUCUACGCACAGAAAGGUUGCCAGUUGUUGGUUUAUCCCGGAGCCUUUAACAUGACCACCGGACCUGCUCACUGGGAGCUGCUUCAGAGAUCUCGGGCAGUCGAUAAUCAGGUGUACGUGGCCACGGCUUCACCAGCCAGAGACGAGAGCGCCAGCUACGUGGCCUGGGGUCACAGCUCGGUCGUUAACCCCUGGGGUGAAGUGAUAACCAAAGCAGACUCGGAUGAAAGUGUAGUGUACGCUGAUAUCGACCUGCAGUACUUGUCAGACGUGCGUGAUCAGAUCCCGAUCACAAGGCAGAGACGUAACGAUAUAUACGCCGUUAACGUCGUUAACGAGGGCUGAGUCUGCGGAUUUUUGUAGGGCAGGAAUUCUCACUGGAUGGGAAGGCAGUUAUAAUCCCAGUAUGGAUAUGACAGUCUCUUUCCUUAUAUAAUACCAAUAAAUCUGAUCUGGUUAUAAUUCCUGAAAAUUAACUUUAAUCUGAAUAAAAUCUCUUUAGUUUCUGUUUCAAAUAUAGUCCUGAUCAUUCAGAUAAAAUUAUUUUUUAUACCAGAUCUAAUCCUUAUAGUCCCUAUCCAUACACAGUGUUCACUAUAUGCCGGAUAUAGUCCUGUAUGGAUAUGAGAAUUGUUGUACGUUUGAACAGAAACCAUCAGGUGCAACAGGUUUAACCAUCACAAUGUGCCUGAAAGACCUUCAUGUAGUUAUCUUUAAACAAUGAAGGAACUACAGAACAUGUUUAUACUGAAAUACUGUGUAUGAUUGACAGCUCGGGUGGAUCCUGUUUAACAGUUUAACCCGAAUGAAUGAUGUUAUGAUUUAACUGUGACAAUGGUAGAAAAAUAAAAUACAUUUCUAUCUCA